Molecule: messenger RNA, 3813 nt
Organism: Xenopus laevis (African clawed frog)
Lineage: Eukaryota; Metazoa; Chordata; Amphibia; Anura; Pipidae
Gene: lrrc56.L
Product: leucine rich repeat containing 56 L homeolog
Exons: 14
Coding region: 313-2187 (624 amino acids)
Source: RefSeq, a predicted model, not a curated record
GUGAGCAAUUAAUCUCUCUCUCUGAGACAUAGAUUUAUCACUGUAUGCUGGAUGAACGGAAAAGCUCUAGCAGAGCAACAUAUUUAUCAUUUGGAGGCAAAACUGUCCACUUACAUAUGGAUGUAAGCUAAACCUGUGAAUCCAAAUACUCUACCAGAUAUGAUCUGACUGUAUGAAAUGGAAGAAUGAUCCAGAUGCACCAGCAGCCACAUGGUAGAGAGAGAAAGCGUAUGGAUGGGUCGAAUAUACAUCUGCUAGAUAUAUGGACUGACUGAGCAUUGCUCAGCUGCGUACAAACAAGAUAAAGGAGGUAUGUCCCACAUGGAUCAGGAUGUGCGUCCUGGCACUACUAGUGUCAGGGUGACAGAUUUGGGUUGGCAAGGAUUACUAAACCCCUUUCCACUAAACAAAGAUGAAGAUGAAGAUCUUGAGGACAAGUGCCUUACACCUGCUAAACUGCGACUUCUCACCGGGUUGGAUGAUCUGAAGGAAGUUACAACCCUUCAAAUGUGCGUUAACACCGGGGAGAACAGUCUUGGGAAUUUUGGUGAGGACUAUUCCUUAGGUUCUCAGCUUCCCAACCUAAGGCAGCUGAAACUCAACAACAGUAUCAUCAUAUCUGUGAGAGACCUUGGUACAUCUCUAUCACAGCUCCAAGUGCUAUGGUUGGCUCGAUGCAGCCUUACAGACCUUGACGGCAUUGCCUCCUUGUGCUCAUUAAAGGAGCUGUACCUUGCCUACAAUGACUUGACUAACCUGAGUGAAUUGAGCAUGUUGGAAAAUCUGGAGAUUCUUGAUCUUGAGGGAAACAAUCUGGAGCAAAUAAAAGAGCUGAAAUGUCUGGCACUGUGCAGUAACCUCACCACUCUGACCCUGGAGGGAAACCCCAUCUGCACACUGCCAAGCCCAGAGGCUACCGAGUCUCCAGAUUACAAUUAUCGAGCUGAGGUUCGGAGUUUAAUCCCCCAUUUAAGAAAUCUGGAUGAUGCUCCUGUUGACCAGAUUAACUGUGCCUCUCCAUGCAUCCCUACCCAUGAUUGGCUGAUGGUGAAGAACAAUAUCAAAGAGAGCACUGGAAACCUGGUAGAUGUAGGUUUGGGCAAUGGAAACAUAAUGGGAAAGAAGAACCAAAGACCUGCAACAGCACAACCAGCCCUUGCGGGAAGACCCCGCUCUGCAAUAAGGCCGGCCAGUGCAGCGAGACCAGCUACCAGUGACCAAGGCCCAAAAGGAAGUCCUCUUACAGAAUCAUUAGAAUUUGGAGAGGUAGAAGAUGAAGCAAGUGACUUAACCCAUGGUGUUGGCAGAGUCAUUUGUGGAAAUCCCAUCAAAGCUCUCCGAGCUCGGAAGGCGAAGUUUGGGUCCGCUCCAGUGAUUCCACUUCAGCUAAUGGGCCAGGAAUCCAGGCAGGUGGGCACCACUGAAGACGUGUUGGACAAAGGUCAUGAAGAUGUGUUUGCAGAGCUAAGGGCCUGGAGAGAAAAGCACAAUUUGGUUUUACAAAGAAUCCAGGAGGCACGCACUCCACAGAUCCUGACAAUCACACACAGUGAGGAGGAGGAGAAGGAUGACAGCUUUAGUGUCAGCAGUGAAGAUGAAGAGCUAGAAGAAUGCUGGGACUCUCCUUACAAUUCAAGCCCCUCUCCUCUUCCCCAGUCACCUGCAGGCUCUCCAAAUCCCAGAGAGAAGAUUUUGCAGGAUUCUCCACUGGUGCCAUCUCCUCCUAUCACCCCCUGCCCUCCAGGAAGUGAGAAGCACAAACCAUACAAAGGAGCUGACAUUCGAGUGAGACGUCUCUUGAAAACCACCAGGGAUAUUGGUUACACAGCACCAAGACAGUCAGCUAUACAUGAAUGCAUUGGUGAUGAAGUCUUCCCAUUAACAAACAUUUAUGGUGGCAUCUCCAGAACUUUAGAUACCUUAAAAACACAAGCAACAUCUAAUGACCAACUUAGAGAGCAACUUCCACCAGGGACUACACAUUUAGGGUCUAUCACUGACAGACCUACACUGGAAAGGAACUCUCCAAAACUCAUUCCCCACCACCACCCUGUCAUCCGUGCUUCCUCAAGAACCCCAGAAAGGCCAUCUCCACCCAACUUUGCCCGGCCUAUUGCUGCAAAGGGGGUUCUGCAAAGGUUACCAAAUCGCCCCAACUUCCUACUGAACAAGACGUCUAGCUCCUAGAAAUGUCACGAAGAAGAGAAUGUGUCCUGAAUGACAUUAACUUCCAAAAGGCCAUAACAGAUUGUCUAAGGUGGAGAUAGACCAAAUGGCCAUAAUGAAGCUGCGGGUCAUGCUGCUGUUUGUCAGUCUUCCUGAAGCCAACCUAAGGGAAGCUCUAGUGCUGCUAGAAAUAAUUACCUUUUGGGUUGCCUUAUUGAUUACAAACCCCAGUAAUAUCAUGCAUACCCAGAAUUAUCAAUAUACUGAGCACAAGGAAUAUACCAAAGGAUCAGAUUUAUCAAGCACUAAAGUUUUUUUUCAUGACCAAAAAAUUUCUUGUAUGAUAGAAUUAUAAGUUACAUGAGCAGAUAUCAGUCAUUACUGAAUUAACCUAGUAGCAGAGACAAAAAACAGUUCUACUUUUAAUCAUGGUUUUAAUCAUGAAGCAUAUGUAUGCCAUGAGAAGGCAGCAUCCCUAAAUGAAUGAAAUGCACAAGAGAUGGGAAUCAUAAGAAAUAAACCUGUGUGUACAGAACUAGGCAAGCCAAGAAAGUUCUAUCACUUUAUCUUUUCUAUCAUCAUACAUUUUUUCAUAUGUGUACAUAUUACAUUGAUAAUCAUUUCAUGUGCAGAUUUAGGGGUCUUUUUACUAAAACUCAAAUGAAUCCAAUUUUUUUUAUUAAAACUAAGUCCAUGAAAUGAAGUAAUUUAUCAAUAAUUUUUCUCAUAAAAUUUGGAGUACAAAAACGCAUCGACAAAAUCAAGUGUCAAUUUGUAUUGUGCGAUCGACGUUCCAAAUACUCAGUUUUAUUGAAUUGCCGCUGUAAAAAAAUUAUCGAAUUAUCCAGCGCAGAUCACGUGUCAAGAAACAACUUCAGGGACAUCUGCCAUUGACUUCUACAUGACAUCAGAUUUGGAUUUUUUACCAGCUUUGGGGCAUAAUAAAUCUCAAAAAAAUUUAGUUUUUAUUUUUCCAUGAAAAAUGUGAGUUUUCCCCUGUAAAAAACUAGAUAAGAAAAAAAUUUGAGGUUUAAUAAAUGGGCCUCUUUGAUUUACCAAGGUGAGCACCAAUACUGGAGCCCAGUUUGGACAUCACUUACAUAUAUAUAAACUAUGCCUAAACUAAAAUGCCUUCAUACUUCCAUGCCAAUUGUCACCAGCCUUUGGUAUUAUAAUGGUUUGGUCAGUCAGCUUCUAUAGUCACAUCUAUUUAUAUAUAGUGGACGAGUAUCUCCUACUCUUAUGAAAUGUAGACCUUGUUGUGAUAAACUCACCAAAAAUAAUUGCAAAAAAUAAAGAGAUUUUAUAAAUAUUGCUGUCUCUUCAGUGCUAAGUGUGCCUAAUGCCACGCUGAAUUGACUAUGCACAUGUUACAUUGCAGAAUAAUAGUAAGAUAAUUCUGUAUCCGCUCUUCUUUCUCUGAAUGGGCAUAAUGAGAUCAAUUCUGUAUUCAUGUAUGCUUUCUUACAUCGCAUUUCUGAUAUUUGGCCAGAUUUUGCUUAAAGACAAUCAUAUUUUAUACCUGGAAAAUAUUUUUCCUAUGUAAUUUAUUAGAAUAUUGAAUGUGGAAACACUUGGCUUUGUUUGACCAUUUCUAUUUUGUACCAUUUGUUUUGCACAAAGCUCAUUAAAAACAAAAGCUAGUAA